Anopheles coluzzii is the source of this 4320-nucleotide messenger RNA. RefSeq lists its product as uncharacterized. NCBI's taxonomy places the organism in Eukaryota, Metazoa, Arthropoda, Insecta, Diptera, Culicidae. Bases 1 to 4320 code for a protein of 1439 amino acids. The record is from RefSeq and is a predicted model, not a curated record. Gene Ontology annotation, molecular function: zinc ion binding; nucleic acid binding. The transcript has a single exon.
AUGGGUGGCCAGGAUCAUACUCCGAAGAGAUCCCAGGAUGAAGCUACCGACGCUAAGGUGCUGAUUCACCAGCGUGGCCAAAUCAAGCGCAGAGUUACGCUGAUCAACAACAUGCUAGAGGAAGCCAAAGAAGACCCAACAAAGGUGUCUCAAACGCAGCUAAAGGUGUUUGCAAAAAAGCUCGAUGUUCAUUACCAAGAAUACUCCGCCGUGCAUCGUGAAAUCUUGGAAUCGAUUCCGUCAUCAAAACUCGAUGAGCAAGAUGAGAUGCUGACGGCAUUCGAUGUUCUACACACCGAAGCCAUGAACACAAUCGAGCAGCUAUCUGAAGCGCGGUCGCAGCCUAUGGCCCCAGCAGAUAGCACUGUUACGCAGCAAUUCAUCGUGCAACAACAACCAUUGCGAGCGCCUAUUCCCAGUUUCGACGGAAGGGUGGAGAACUGGACCAAGUUCCAGACAAUGUUAGAGGACAUUGUUGCUAAGGGCAGUGACUCCGAUGCCAUGAAGCUGCAUCAUCUCGAUAAGGCUUUGGUUGGAGAUGCUUCUGGUUGGAUAACAGUGAAGAUGAUCCAGGACAACAACUUCGAGCAAACGUGGAAACAGCUGAAGUCCCAGUUCGAGAACCCCCGAGUCAUUGUUGACACACAUCUGACUGGUCUCCUGGACUUAAAACCUGUCCUGAAAGGAAACCACAAGGAGCUGUUGGAGCUCGUAAAGACAGUUCAACGGCACGUUGGAGGUUUGGAGUAUCAAGACAUCAAGGUCGACAAAUUGUCUGGGUUGUUGUUAACGAAAAUAAUCACUUCACGGCUGGACGAACAAACUGUUCGGCUGUGGGAACGAACCCAGAAACACGGAAGGUUGCCCGACUUUAACCAAACGCUUAAGUUCCUGCAAGGCGAAUGUCAGGUUUUAGAACGGUUCCAGAGUCGGCCCCAAGCAACUUCCAUGAACCAAGGAAGCUCUAAACCAUCAUGUUCGAAAUCCACAAGCCAGAGAGUACAUGCUGCAGCACCUACCACAACUAGCCAGCUCUGCCUCUUUUGCAACAGGGCACAUCGUCAUCACGAGUGUCCCACAUUUAAACAGUUCACACUAGCACUACGCAACGCCAAGGUGAAGGAGUUGAAACUGUGUUACAACUGCCUUCGACCCGGUCACCGUUCCAACAACUGUUCAUCCAACAGAACGUGCAUUAAAUGUCAGCGGAAACACCACACAUUACUACAUGAGGAACCACCAGAACUGCCGGAUACCCAAGCACAGAUGGCAAGCCCCAUCCAAUCCAUGCGGUUUGAGCAGCAGGCUCAAGCAUCGAAUCAUCCAACGUCUAACGCCGCCGUUCCAUACAGCCGACCGUUGGAACAAAGGACGGCCAUGCUUAUGACAGCUCUCGUGAACCUGAGAGACGAAUCCAACAGGACGAUCCCCUGUCGUGCGCUGUUGGAUUGCGGCUCACAGGUGAGCUUCAUCUCGAAGGCGAUGGCCGAUCGCCUCCUCACCCCGCGUAUCCCCACACUUGUGCCGAUUACUGGAGUCGGUACAGUUAAGACGUGUGCCCGGGAAAAAUUCGUCGUGAACAUCGAAUCUCGAUAUUCAACCUUCUCAACAACCGCCGAGUGCCUCGUGAUUCCUAAGGUCACAGGAAUCAUCCCCACAAGCCAGCUGAACGUGUCGAAAUGGCCACUACCGCCCGAUAUCUUUCUUGCCGAUCCUGAAUUUCAUACGCCUGGUCAAAUCGACAUGUUACUGGGUGUGUCCCAUUUCAUGCGUCUUCUCAAGUCAAACAGAAUGCAGCUACGAGAAGAUUUGCCUGACCUGCAAGAGACUCAUCUCGGAUGGGUAGUUGCUGGAGACGUCGAGGACGAGUCGACCAAUCAGCAGAGCUUCAUCGCUACCACCACUACGCUUUCCGAGACCAUGAAUAAAUUUUGGGAAGUUGAAGACAUCGGAGAUAUAGAUGAAACGACCGAGCAUGAAGAAUGCGAAAAGAUUUUUCUUGCUACCCACCGACGUGACAAUGAUGGAAGAUACAUUGUCGCCCUACCAUUUCGUGAGUAUCUACCUGUACUAACUAACAAUCGAGAGCUUGCUUUGCGUCGUUUCCUCUCUUUAGAACGGCGAAUGAAGAAAGAUCAUUCCCUGAAGCUCCAGUACUCCAAGUUCAUCGAUGACUACGAAGCUCUUGGUCAUUGCCAUGAAGUCAAGGAGGAAUCCGACGAACCGAACAAGGCUCGCUACUACCUACCUCACCAUGCUGUCCUACGUCCAUCGAGCUCCAGUACGAAGCUGCGAGUGGUCUUCGACGCAACCGCCAAGGCUACAACAUCCGAUGUAGCUCUCAACCAAGCCCUAAUGGUGGGUUCAACUGUGCAGAACGACAUCUUUGUCAUCCUCGUCCGUUUCCGGAAACACUUUGUUGUGUUCACAGCUGAUAUAUCGAAGAUGUAUCGGCAGAUCAAGGUCAUCUCCGACCACACGUGCUUUCAACGCAUCUUCUGGCGUGCUGAUCCAGCACUUCCUCUUCGCGUCUUAGAGUUGACAACCGUCACUUACGGAACAUCGUGCGCUCCUUUCCUUGCGACUCGGUGCUUACUGCAGUUGAGCAUCGACGAAGCGUCAUCGUAUCCGAAGGCAGUCAACAUCAUCCGAGACGACUGUUACGUUGACGACAUCCUAUCCGGAGCCAGCACUGUGGCUGAAGCAACUGAGUGUCAAACCCAGCUCCUAGGGUUGCUCAAUUCCGCUGGGUUCCCAGUUCACAAGUGGAGUUCGAACUCUCCAGAGCUCCUGAAACACGUCCCCGAAGCUGACCGUGAGGAACUGGUAACUCUCGGCGACGAAACUGAAGGUGUCUUGAAGACACUCGUAUUGACAUGGAAUCCACAUCGAGACGAAUUUGCAUUCGUCGUUGACCAGUUCAUGCAACAUUCCAAUCCACCAACCAAGCGAUCCGUUCUUUCCGAGAUAAGCAAACUAUUUGACCCGAUUGGCUUGCUCUCGCCAGUCAUUAUCAUUGCGAAGCUUAUUUUGCAGAAGAUUUGGUUGGCUGGACUUCCAUGGGACACCAGCCUAGAAGGAGAACUGCUGCAAGAGUGGCUGCAGUUUCGUACAUCCCUGAAGAACGUGAAUGGCAUCAGAAUACCUAGGUGUGUGGUGCUUCCUAACCACAUUUCUAUUGAAGUGCACGGUUUUUCUGAUGCAUCCAAAAGAGCCUACGGAGCAGCGUUGUAUCUUCGCUGCAUCUUUCCUGAUGGAACUGCAAGUCUUCGUUUGCUUUGCAGCAAAUCGAAGGUUGCACCAGUGAAACCAGUAACCAUUCCGCGCAUGGAAUUGCUAGGAGCCUAUCUUCUCGCAAGGUUGAUCUCCAAGGUUGCUGGGUCCAUCGAUCUUCACCUCCGCAACAUCAUACUCUGGACUGACAGCCAGAUUGUCCUUGCUUGGCUGAAGAAACCACUUGCAACCCUGCAAGUGUUUGUGCGAAAUCGAAGUGAAAAAAUUCGCAACCUUACCGAACCGCUGGACGUACAAUGGAAGUACAUUUCAACGAAGGAAAAUUCAGCUGACAUCGUGUCUCGAGGUCUUCUGCCAGAAACCUUGAAGACAACCACUCUCUGGUGGAUGGGUCCGACGUUCCUUCAGAGAGCCGAUUACGACGUAGAGAUUCCGGAAGAUCUUCCUGACGAAAUCGUUCCAGAAUUGAGAGCGUCACCCGUCGUUGCAGCGCUGGUUAUCAAUCAAGACAAAUUACCCGUGUUCUUAAAGUUUAGCUCUUUUCGAAAACUGCAACAAGUGAUUGCUCUAGUUCAACGCUUCAUCCUGAAUUGUCGACAAAGAGACGUUUCAAGGCGUGUAACCUGCCAACAUUGUACCAUCUCCGAACUUCGAAGCGCUUUAAACGUCAUUGUGAAGGUCAUUCAGUAUGAGGCUCUUGCUGACGAAAUCCACCGAGUAAAGGCUAAUGAGCCGUGUAAGCGGAUUCAAGCUCUACAUCCGUUCAUCAUCGACGAGAUUCUGCGAGUCGGAGGAAGACUCCAGAAUUCCAAUCUACCACUGUCCAGUAAACAUCAAAUCUUGCUACCAAAGCAUCCCAUCACCGAUCUCAUCAUCCUGACGAGGGAGCAGUUUUGGAAGCAGUGGAGAAAAGACUAUCUUCAGAGCCUGCAACCACGCAGCAAGAAUCAAAAGACACUUCCAAACAUUCGCCCUGGAAUGAUCGUGUUAGUUGAGGAAAGAGAUUUGCCUUCGCAGACCUGGAAGCUAGGCAAAAUCGUAAACAUACCCGGGACCAGACAACCUCGUACGAGCUGUGGACGUUAA